Microbotryum saponariae is the source of this 2494-nucleotide messenger RNA. Lineage: Eukaryota; Fungi; Basidiomycota; Microbotryomycetes; Microbotryales; Microbotryaceae. The record is from the annotation of a GenBank genome assembly.
AUGAGCGGUGCGGACCGAGCCGACAGCGCCGCGUAUCCGAACGAAGAAGGAGCCUGCGCCGAUCAGGCCGCGUCCAGCUACAGCAACCGCAGUGACACGCCACAGCAAGCCCCGGACCACGCACAAGACUACGAGUACGGCCACGACGGGCUCGGCGACGGCGACGGCGACGACGACGACGACGACCAAGGAGAAGAAGACUCCGACGAGGACGACGACCAACGACUUUCGAUCGACGCGAUGACGACCACUUCGUCCCAUUCGUCGCGCCUGUCGCAGUCCAACCCCUUGCUGCGCUCGCAACAGAGUCAAGGCGGUAUGGCAGCGUCCACGUCCACGUCCACGUCCACGUCGACCUGGUCUGGCUUCUUCGCACAUAGCAACAACCAGGCCGCGCUGUCCAUCAUCGCCGUGUGCUGCUCCUCGCUGUCCAUGACGGUCGCCAACAAGGUCAGUGUUCGAUUGGACUGGGAACGCGCUGGUCAGGAGAUGAGGGCGAAGGGGGAUUCAAUUGGCUACGUGACCACACCGCCGUCGUUGUCGUCGUCACCAUCAUCACCACCCGUCCUGCUCCGGCGCGCCGAGUGGGCGACGAGUCGGAUACGAUCAAGUGGUCGUCUUGACGCAAGAUCUUCUUCGGUGAGGUACCACAGACCCUAACAAAUGAUGUAUUGUCUCCCAACGCCGCAGUAUAUCGUGUCGGGCAGGGAUUUUUCAAUGAACUUUCUCAUGCUCGCGGUGCAGAGUUGCGUCAGUGCCGCAGCCGUUCACGGGGCAAAGUCGUCGGGAGUGAGUGCUUUCCCUUCCGACCGACGUCUACGUUGCGGGUACUCAACACACCCCCGAACCGGGUUCAUCGUGCUUGGCUACAGAUCAUCGCCUAUCCCGACUUUCACUGGGAUAGCGCUCGGAAUUGGGCGCCCGUGUCGCUGGGUCUAGUCGCAUUGAUGUACUCUGGCUCGAAGGCCCUGGUCAGUCGGGGAGACUUCGACUCCGAGAAGGCGUCGGUCGAGUUGGCUGACAUCGUAAUCUAAACUCGCAGCAAUAUUUGUCGAUACCUGUCUACGUGAUCUUCAAAAAUCUUACCAUCAUUCUCAUCGUACGUCGGGUCCCAGACACCCCCGGUGCGAUGGCCUCGCUGAUGGUUGUCAAACUCGAACCAUUUGUUGCGCAGGCGUACGGCGAGAAAAUCUGGUUCGGCGGCGCCGUCACCCCACUCGAGCUACUGUCAUUCGUUUUCAUGGUCCGUAAAUCCCAGAGGGUCUCGGCGAGAUUGUCUUCGAUCUUGGGCUAACAACAUACGGCAUCCUAGAUUCUCUCCUCGGUGAUUGCUGCCGGCCCCAAUAUUGUGGCCGCGUUCUCCCCCUCGGCCGAUGAACUGCCGUCAGCAAAAGGCACCGACACAGGCAUCGGAUACCUCUGGAUUGCCAUCAACUGCCUCGUCAGCGCAGCAUAUGUCAGUCCCUACCCGGCCCAAGGUGUCCCCGCACGGUCAGCUCUGCUUACGACCUCAGUUAUCUCAACAGAUCUUGGGCAUGCGCAAGAAAAUCAAGGCGAUGGCCUUUACCGACUGGCAGACCAGCUUUUACAACAACGCAAUAAGUACUCCUGUACUCUUGCUCGCCAGCAUCAUGUUUGAGGGUUGGUCCCCAUCGAACUUUACCCUCAAUUUGUGAGUUGAGUCAUUGCGGGCCGACUUCACUAGAUGAGUGCUUUUGAGCUGACCCAACAAUUUCCCCAGCCCCUCCGACGCACGGUCUCAUCUCAUCUUCGCCAUGUUGCUCUCCGGAUUUGUGGCUGUAUUCAUCAGCUUUUGCAGGUGCGUGUACCGCCCCUGGGCUGAUGCACCGCGAGACGUAUGGCGGGAUCCAGAACUACAACGCUGAGCCGCCUAGUCGUGCCCUCAUUCAGUGCUUGGUGUAUUCGUGUGACGUCGUCGACAACGUAUAGGUAUGCUCUUUGCUAUCCCCCCUUCAUGUGUCGUAAUGAGGUUCAAAGCUGACCUAUGGGUUUCGCCGUCUGUAGCAUGAUCGGCGCCCUCAACAAGCUUCCUGUCGCGAUCAGCGGCAUGGUAUUCUUCCAUGACCCUGUCACGCUACGAUCCGUCAGUGCGGUCACGAUAGGUUUCGCGGCCGGGCUGUUGUACACGCAUGCCAAGCAAGUGGCCAACGAAGCCAAAAAGAGAACGCUUGCAGGUCAGUCCGUCCACGAUCUCCGGGGCUUGCACGCUUUUCUUCGGACGCUCGUCUAGGGUAUACGGGCGUACGAAGCAGCUGAAACUGGACUCACGCUGUCUAUGUGCAUUUUAGGAUACGCUCCGAUCAAGUUGACCUCUUCAGGAGUCACCCACGACGAAUCGGUUCAACGGGUCGGAACCCAUAGCAAGGGGGCAUCGGCGGGAAGGACGGGGGAUGCUAGUCUUAGCUUGAUUGAACUCCCUGCGAGGAGGGAGAGCGCGUUGACGAAAAGCCCAACAUCGCGUCCACAAAGCUGA